Molecule: messenger RNA, 405 nt
Organism: Plasmopara halstedii
Lineage: Eukaryota; Oomycota; Peronosporomycetes; Peronosporales; Peronosporaceae
Exons: 3
Coding region: 1-405 (134 amino acids)
Source: RefSeq, a predicted model, not a curated record
AUGGAGCCUGUGACGGAUGUUAAGCCACGUGAGACUCUUGGAAUUCCUGUUGAUGAAUUUAAAUUCUCUAAGAAUCAAGCAGGCAAAGCCACGUCGGAAAUUUCAAUGCCGAGCUCGCAAGCUGUUAGUGACGAGUCACUGGGCUCGACCACUGGCGCUCGCGGAUUCGCUAACGCCUUGGCCCUUUGUAUGCUAUUAAUCACUCUCUACAGUUUUCCCAUGCAUCAAUAUUCUCAUGGACAUAGUGGCUUUGGUGCUCUACCAUUCUACUGGAUACGAGAUGUGGACAAGUUGUGGCUCGUAUACAAACGAGCAAAUGUUUUCGCAUUUCAGUUCUUGCUAUUUCUGCCCGUUCAAAUGCUAUACCAAUCCAUAGGGAGCGAUAUAGAGUUGCUCAGAGAAUAA